GUGUGUGUGUGUGUGUGUGUGUGUGUAGAGAAAGCUAUGGGAGGAAGGGAGGGAGAGGAAAGGUACUGAGUAGAUGGAUUAUCGAUGCCCGGUCGUCGUGCGAUGGGAUUGGACCGUGAUUUUAGGUAAACUGGGCGCGGGUGGACUUUUUUUUUUCUUUCUUCUUUCUUCGGGAGCCUUGUCGGUUGGAAGUACUCUUGCGGCGAAAGUGGGUGACGAGGUACUGCAAGUGCAGAACUCAGGAGAGUCCUGUUUCUGUGGUGGCCUGUGUCUUUUGUUCAACAGAUGCCUGCAGGGGUCUGUGAUUGGCCCACCACCGGACAGUUCGGGAAGUCGCGUGGCAAGGCGAGUCCACAACAGAGCACAAGCGACGAGCAAGUACUUGGUAUUCAGGUAGGCAAGCCAAGUAAACGGACGAGGAAUAGUAGCAGCAAGCCGAUAUUGAAGUAAGUGUAUCCGCGACUUGAUCCUACGUCACCCCGAUGGUUGUUGUUGGUUAUUCGUCUAUUUGACCUUGGGGGGAGAAACAAGCCAACAAGGAAGGUCCUCAAAAGUGAGAUGAGGGAGAUCGAGAUACACGCACGUACCCACACACCUGAAAGUAUCAGCGGUGUGUGUGUGUGUGUGUGUGUGUGUGUGUG
Messenger RNA from Colletotrichum navitas, 641 nucleotides. RefSeq lists its product as uncharacterized. Bases 74 to 397 code for a protein of 107 amino acids. The record is from RefSeq and is a predicted model, not a curated record. The transcript has a single exon. NCBI's taxonomy places the organism in Eukaryota, Fungi, Ascomycota, Sordariomycetes, Glomerellales, Glomerellaceae.